This is a messenger RNA of Alosa alosa (allis shad), 4031 nucleotides long. It is a transcript of the gene usp49, whose product is annotated as ubiquitin specific peptidase 49. The record is from RefSeq and is a predicted model, not a curated record. Lineage: Eukaryota; Metazoa; Chordata; Actinopteri; Clupeiformes; Clupeidae. The transcript has 7 exons. The coding region runs from base 853 to 2916 and encodes 687 amino acids. Gene Ontology annotation, molecular function: cysteine-type deubiquitinase activity; zinc ion binding. Gene Ontology annotation, biological process: protein deubiquitination. Gene Ontology annotation, cellular component: cytoplasm.
CAGUAUAGCUUGCCUGCUAAAACCAGCUAGCUAGUAUACCGUUAGCUAUUGAUUGUCUGCAUUGUCUAAAUUUUUGGAAAAGACUGGCAAACUGGUGCAAUGGUUGAGAUGACGGACAAUAAUGUAUUCCAUGUUAAAACAUUAAUAAGCAGUCGAGAAAUAAAAGAUACGGCUAACCAAAUAGCGUCAUGGAAAAUCUGGUGAGAGCGAAGUAGGCUUGUCAAAGCCACGUAGUUUGGGCUAGCAUUCAGCGCAUUGCCAGUAAGCGUAGGCUAGCCAUCUAGCAAGCCAACUAACCUUGCUAGUGUGUGAUAGCUACAAGUCGCUUGCUUUGCUAGCUAGCUAGCUGAGAGUCUAUAGGGUGAUGGGCUAACUUAGUUUUGAUAAUGUUAGGAUACACACACCUGAAGUAUUAUGUUUUUCUAUUCUGAUACGUUUGUUUCAUGACAUUCUGGUUAGCAUAUAGACGAUGCAAUGAUUAAGAUGCUCUACAAUUAGCCUGUUAAACAUCAUGGAUGUAAAGACCAUUUAGCUACAUUUUAUAACCACCGUUUGAAACGGUGUCCCAACAUCACUAAACCUGAGCUAUUUUUUGAGACGGCUAGCUGGCUAGCAUGCGACCGAACAAUACCAGAAGCCUUUCCCCAACCUCGUGAACUGUUCCGAUGUGCGCCUGUGGUUUGAAGUUGGUUGUCUGAAGGCCGCAGUAAAAGUUCUCUCUGAUUCUAAUGGUGACUGUGCUUUUACCAUCACCAGAGGACUAACUGCAGGCUCGUCACUAAUGUGUUCUCUGUGGACGCGGCGGCCAACGUAUCCCUGACUGCGUGAGCACAUGCUGUUUCAGCGGUUGCGAUGGACCGCUGCAAGCAUGUGGGCCGCCUGCGCUUGGGACAGGACCACUCGACGCUGAACCCGCAGAAAUGGCUCUGCACGGACUGUGGCACCGGCGAGUCGGUGUGGGCGUGCCUCAAGUGCGCGCACGUGGCCUGCGGGCGCGACCUGCACGACCAUGCGCUCGCCCACUUCCAGGCCUCGCGGCACCCACUGGCCAUGGAGGUCCGUGAGCUGGACGUCUUCUGCUUCGCCUGCGGCGACUACGUGCUCAACGACAACGCCGAGGGCGACCUGAAGCUGUUGCGCGGCGCGCUGUCCACCAUCCGCAGCCCCAACAGGCGCUCGCUGCGCUCCUCGGCGGCGGCAGGCGGUGGCGAGGGGGGCGCGUGGAUGGAGGCGGAGGGGAUGCUGCGGCCGCCCUCCCAGGUGGCGCUGUGGCACCGGCGGAAGGCGCUGCUGGGCCGCAUGCUGCAGCAGUGGCGGCGCCGGCGGCAGGACGAGGAGCGCAAGCGCUGCCGCAAGCUGGAGCAGGAGAGGCAGGAGCGCCGCGAAGUCAAGAGGAGGCUCCUGGGAGAGCUGGCCGGCAGCGGUGGUGGCAGUGGCAGCGGCGGCGGGCCGCCCAGGAAGAGCGCGCGCUUGCUCACGCAGGCACCGCGGCCCACGCUCACACUCGUGCCCUUCAAGUUCCGGGACCCGCCCGAGCGCCUGCCGCAGGUCUCGUCGCCGCCAACCCCGUCGGCUGCCGUGCGGAGACCCUCGGCGCUGUCGGUCCGGAACGCCAAUGCCCAGUCGCCCAAGCCGCGGCGGUACCACGCCUCAUUGACCCCGCGGCGCCGGAGGCUGGCGCCAGGCGUCACUGGGCUGCGUAACCUGGGCAACACUUGCUACAUGAACUCCAUCCUGCAGGUGCUGAGCCACCUGCAGAAGUUCCGCGAGUGUUUCCUGACGCUGGACCUGUGCGAGACCGAGGAGCUGCUGGCCAAAACCAAGACCUCGCAGGGUGUCAAGGGCGUUGUGGUGGGGAGUGGCGGAGGAGGAGGAGGGGGAGCCAUCGAAGGAGGAGGAGCAGGAGCAGCAGGAGGUGGGACUGGAGCGGUGCAGGGCGAGGCCAGGGGUCCGGCUGCGGGCAGCAACAAGGAGUCCCGCUCGUCCUCGCGCCAGCGCAUGUCGCUGUGCCACGAACUGCACACGCUCUUCAGGGUCAUGUGGUCGGGCCGCUGGUCACUGGUUUCGCCCUUCGCCAUGCUGCACUCGGUGUGGAACCUGAUCCCGGCGUUCCGCGGCUACGACCAGCAAGACGCGCAGGAGUUCCUCUGCGAGCUGCUGGACAAGGUGCAACAGGAGCUGGAGUCCAACGGCAGCAAGCGCCGCAUCCUCAUGCCCAUCACCCAGCGCAAGCUCUCCAAGCAGGUGCUCAAGGUGCUCAACACCAUCUUCCAUGGCCAGCUACUCAGCCAGGUAACGUGUCUUUCUUGCAAGCACAAGUCCAACACGGUGGAGCCUUUCUGGGACCUGUCCUUGGAGUUCCCAGAGCGGUACCACAGCGGGCAGAAAGCCUCCGGCUCGCUGGGACUGAAGAGCUGCUCCCUCACGGAGAUGCUGGCGAAGUUCACCGAAACCGAGGCGCUGGAGGGACGUAUCUACGCCUGCAACCACUGCAACAAGAAGAGGCGAAAGACGUCUCACAAGCCACUGAUUCUCACAGAGGCCUGCAAGCAGCUUUUGAUCUACCGCCUGCCUCAGGUGCUACGGUUACACCUCAAACGCUUCCGGUGGUCUGGAAGAAACCACCGGGAGAAAAUCGGUGUGCACGUGGCGUUUGAUCAGGUCCUGAACAUCAAGCCCUACUGCUGCAGAGACUCCGCCUCUGGCCUCCACCGAGAGGGCUUCACCUAUGACCUCUCUGCUGUAGUGAUGCAUCAUGGGAAGGGCUUUGGCUCAGGACACUAUACAGCAUAUUGCUACAAUACUGAGGGCGGUUUCUGGGUUCACUGUAACGACUCGGUGAUGAACGUGUGCUCUGUGGAGGAGGUGUGUAACACUCAGGCCUACAUCCUGUUCUAUACCCAGCGCUCAGCGUGAGGGGCGGGGCUCCGUCAGCCGCACCGUCUGCCUCUUUUAACCACCACCAGCCAAUCCUGCCCCUGCCAGAGCAGAGAGACAGCCAGCCAGAGACGGAUGGGGACCUGCUGCCUGCAUAUGUACAGACACACACCAAGACACACACACACACACACACACCACACACCUCACACACACACACAUUCAGAGAACCAUUCUUAACCAGGGCAUUUUAAACUUAGGACCAAGCUCUGCGUUCUGAGCAGGGUUGAGCGUGGGGCGUGCAGGGUCUGGCCCCUCCCAUUCAGAGCCUUGCCCCCCUCUUGCCCACACCCCCUCCCCCCAGAUGGACGUUGCCGCUGCAGCAGCUGCUGCAGAGCAGAGUGAGAAGCUGAUGUUCACGGAGACGUUGCACAAGACGUGAGGUUGUUGGUGAGCCUCUGUUAGGCUCUCAGAUCGCAUCUCUUCACGUUGUCAGAAAAAAAGAGAGGGCAUUGACCGACUUGAUUGAUUGAUUGAUUGAUCGUUCGAUUGACCGAUCGAUUGAAUUAUUGAUUGAAUGAUUGUUCAGAUUUGAGGGGAAAGUUAUGGAGAGGAGUGGCUUGUCUCCUUCCAGAACGAGAGCAGAGCAAUAUAAAAUCGACGUCACGACAGGAAAUCAACAAGCAAAAAUCAGGAAAAAUCUUUGACUUUGUAAUACAAGUUUGUUUUUUUUACUACUCUGCUGUUUCUAUUUGGGUUGUGGCUGUUGUUAUUAAACCUCUGUCGCCAGGUAAUCAGGAAAUAUCACUGCUGUCCUAUCAAUCAUGAAUGGAAGGAGUACAUUUUUAAGAAGAAAGAAAGAAAACAAUGGGUUGUGAUGAACUAGUAAUGAAACAAUCUAAUGACAAUGAAUGUCUUGUUCUUUUGUUUAUUUUUUUGUUUUUGUUUUCUUUUUGUAUGGGGUUGGGUUGUGGGUUGUAGUUUUUUGACUCCAUCGUGAGGGUGGAGAAGUAGACCAGUGGUCAGCUAGAGCUGUGGUCAGCAGCUCUGGCCCUUUAGUCCUGUGUUGUGAAAGCACCUGUGAUUACUGUACUGAUCAAACAACAGAUGCCAGAUGAUGAUGAUGAUGAUGAAGAUUAAAAGCCUAAAAUACA